AGAAGUCUUAGAUCAUAUCGAUGGCUUCUUUGCAAUUGGUAUUUCGCCAUUGCUUCACAGCGCCAUCGUCCUCGCCAUCGCCGUCUAGCCAGGGAGCGAGGCUCCAGAGCAUUCCCGGCCGAUCCCAGUCCCCUGUUCUUCGCGGAUUCACGCUGCGCGCCUCAGGAAUCGCAUCCAAGAUGGACGUCCCGGUCGAUUCCAUCGAAGCAUCUUCGCGGACGGCACUGUAUCCGGCAAUCCAGCCCUAUGCCACUGGUCAUCUUGAGGUUUCGGAGCUUCACUCCAUAUACUGGGAAGAAAGCGGGAAUUCUGAUGGUCAGCCUGUCGUCUUUCUUCACGGUGGCCCUGGCGCUGGAACUAGCGGUGGCAACAGGAGAUUUUUCGAUCCAGAGUUCUAUCGAAUCAUUCUUUUCGAUCAGCGUGGUGCUGGGAAAAGCUUGCCGCAUGCUUGUUUAGACGAGAACACUACCUGGGAUCUCGUGAAAGAUAUUGAAAAGCUACGAAAGCAUCUGGCAAUCGAUAAAUGGCUGGUCUUUGGAGGUUCGUGGGGAAGCACUUUAGCUUUGGCAUACAGUGAAUCUCAUCCAGAACAGGUUGCAGGAAUAGUCUUAAGAGGUAUUUUCAUGCUCAGGAAGAAAGAAAUCGACUGGUUUUACCAAUACGGAUGCUCUGCCAUUUUUCCGGAUGCUUGGGAGGCUUAUCGUGACUUCAUACCUGAGGAGGAACGCAAUGACUUCGUCGGUGCUUACCAUAGGAGACUUAACGAUGAUAAUAUAAACGUCCAGUUGGCAGCGUCAAAAGCUUGGACGAACUGGGAAUUAGCGACCUCAUAUCUUCUUCCAAAUGAGGAUUCCCUGAAAAGAGGGGAAGAUGAUCGAUUUUCUCUGGCAUUUGCUCGAAUCGAAAACCAUUAUUUUGUAAAUAAGGGCUUCUUUCCGUCGGAUUCGUUUCUGCUGGACAAUGUUGACAGAAUACGCCAUAUUCCAGCGGUCAUCGUGCAGGGUCGAUAUGAUGUAAUUUGUCCUAUGAUGUCAGCCUGGGACUUACACAAAGCAUGGCCGGAAGCCAACUUCAAAGUUAUUUCAAACGCCGGCCACUCCGCGAAUGAGAAGGGGACAACGGCCGAGUUGGUGUCUGCCUGCGAGUUCUUCAAGCAUUCCAGCUGCUAAGAUUCCGGUUUAAGAUUUGGCAAUCUUCUAUGUUUUCUAACAUUCGUAUCUGGUGUUAAUUUAGAGCCAUGGUGAAAAUCCGCCACCCACCUAAAUGGCAUUUUGACAAA
Molecule: messenger RNA, 1279 nt
Organism: Selaginella moellendorffii
Lineage: Eukaryota; Viridiplantae; Streptophyta; Lycopodiopsida; Selaginellales; Selaginellaceae
Product: proline iminopeptidase
Exons: 11
Coding region: 21-1169 (382 amino acids)
Biological process (GO): proteolysis
Cellular component (GO): cytoplasm
Molecular function (GO): aminopeptidase activity
Source: RefSeq, a predicted model, not a curated record